This is a messenger RNA of Hyla sarda, 1612 nucleotides long. RefSeq names its product F-box protein 46 (gene FBXO46). NCBI's taxonomy places the organism in Eukaryota, Metazoa, Chordata, Amphibia, Anura, Hylidae. The record is from RefSeq and is a predicted model, not a curated record. The transcript has 2 exons. Bases 263 to 1612 code for a protein of 449 amino acids. Gene Ontology annotation, molecular function: protein binding.
UGGCUGUUUGCUCCUCCUGCAGCUGUCUGUCACUGGAGCGCACUCAGCGUGGGAGCCAGAGGGAGACUGUCCCUUUAAGGGGGUCAGGUGACUCUCCUCCCUGAAUGGCAGCUUCUCGGGUGUGCAGGGAAUCAGCGGGCGUGAAGCGGGUAACCGGAAAGGAAGCCUGGGCGGGAUCCCGGCGCCUGGUGCGGAAGUCCCCCGGAUUAACGACCCCUUGAGCGCGGGGUCAUGGUCAGCAGCGGGCGGCAGGUCUGACGCCAUGGAUCCCGGAUUGCCUUCCCCCUUUCACCUGUGGAGUCCUCGUCCCUUUGGUGCUUAUUCCACGACCUGUGCCUCAGGCAGCAAGAACGCAGAGAGCGGCGAGAGGGCGGGGCCUGUGGAAGAGACAGCCCCGCCCCCAGAGAACACUGAAUGCCCGCGGGGCGGCGAUGACCGCGUUCUCCUGGACACGUGGUACGUUAUCAAGCCUGGAAACACCAAGGAGAAAGUGGCCUUCUUUGUAGCUUAUCAAUGUGCAGGGAGCGGCUCGUCCCCCCGCCCCGGAGGGGCUAAAGUCAAAGGCCGGUGGACUGCAGGGGGCAGCUCCCGGGCAAAGAGGCGUCGGCAUGCUGUAGAUCUGGAAGCCCCUCCCUCUGUGGCUGAAAUGGUGGCUCGUGCGGAGAACCGAGGGGCUGAACCUGAGCCCCCCAGACCUCCUCUGGUCCUGGUGACGUCAUCAGAAGAUGGCGCAGAGGGUCAGUGCCGCAGCGUGGCCGAGGCUGUGGCUCAGUAUGAGGCAGAACAGGCAGAGCGGGAGGUCCGCAUCGCCUUCCGUGUGGCUGAGCGGCCGGGAGACCCCAUAACUUGUGACCUGUACCAGCUGCUGAGUCCGGAGCCGCACCGCGUCUGUGUCCUACUGGAGAAGAUGGAGUCUCAGCAAAUGGAGGAUUCGGAGGAGGCGCAGGGGGCGGUCUCGGAGUCCGGCUUCCAUGUAGAUCUGGUGCUGACUGGAGCCGUUGACCGUUGUGUCUUCUAUGGGGGGGAGGCAGAUGAAACAGAACCGCUCCCGGGACAGCUCUUCUUCCCCCGCCUCUCUGCUGCUCCUCCUCCCCCGCCUCCUCCCCCGCCGCCCGUCCCGCCCCUCUGCCGCCUUUACCGCCAUGUCUCCCAUGACUUCCUGGAGAUUCGUUUCCAGGUCCAGCGCCUUCUCCAGCCACGACUUUACCUCCCUUCGUUGCCGGACCACGUCCUCCUGGUCAUCUUUGGCUAUCUAUCCACGCAGUCGCUGGCUGCCAUAAAGUGCUCCUGCCGACGCUUCCGGGCAAUAAUCGAAGACUAUGGGGUGCGGCCAUGUGACUCGCGCUGGAGCCAACACCCCCUCUACCGAGACGACCCCUGCAAACAAUGCAAACGGAUUUACAAACGUGGAGACGUGUCCAUGUGCCGCUGGCACCCCAAACCUUACCACCACGACCUGCCCUAUGGACGCUCCUACUGGAUGUGCUGCCGGCGCCCCGACCGGGCGGCUCCUGGGUGCCAGCUGGGCCUCCAUGACAAUAACUGGGUGCUGCCGGGAGAAGGGACCCGGGUGAAAGGAAGGGGACAUGGGAGAGGGGAUGAGGGGAGGUGA